CGUCACCAAACCUGCUUGGAAAAGUUUCCACGCCACAAGAGAGCGCAAGCGAACGGACGCGAAGACGGCGACGGCGACGAGGCGCCUUCCCCUCCGCCUCCGGAUCUCUCCUCCGUCGGCGACGUUCUCCCCGAACCUGCCCCUGUGAAAGUUGGAGAAGACGAGCCUGCUCCAUCCUGGGAUAUAGUUCCUGAUCCGUUUCUGGAAGAUAUUACGGUGUUCCUUCAUUGCCAUUUGGGACAAUAUGGGUUGGCUGACCAAAAUAUUUAGAGGUUCAACCCACAACAUCUCUGAAGGGCAACAUCAGAGCAAGCCUGCAGAAGAGGCAACAUGGAACGAACCCUCCAGUUCCACUGUUGUGACUGAUGUCAUUUCGGAAUUUGACACUGAGGAUAUUGACCGUGCUAUAGCACUUUCUCUGUCAGAAGAGGAACACAGAAAGUCAAAGGGAGCAGGAAAGGAUCUGCAUUUAGAUGAGGAUGAAUUAUUUGCAAGAGCUAUUCAAGAAAGUUUGAAUGUUGAAUCACCCCCUCGUGCUCGGGAAAAUGGCUCACCCCCUCGUGCGCGUGAACACAGUUCACAACCUCGUCCUCGUGAAAAUGGAAGCUCCAACGGCGGCCAUUCAUUUCAACAAUUACCAUAUAUGUUUUCUUCUGGAUUCAGGACAUGUGCUGGAUGUCACAGUGAGAUAGGCCAUGGGCGUUUUCUUAGUUGCAUGGGGGCUGUUUGGCAUCCUGAAUGCUUUUGCUGCCAUGCUUGUAAUCUACCAAUAUAUGACUAUGAGUUUUCCAUGUCGGGAAAUCAUCCGUACCAUAAAACAUGCUACAAGGAGCGCUUUCACCCAAAAUGUGAUGUCUGCAAGCAAUUUAUUCCUACGAAUAUGAAUGGCCUUAUUGAAUAUAGGGCACAUCCGUUUUGGUUACAAAAAUACUGUCCAUCACAUGAAGUGGAUGGAACUCCAAGAUGUUGCAGUUGUGAAAGAAUGGAGCCAAGGGAAUCAAGAUAUGUACUGCUAGAUGAUGGUCGUAAGCUCUGUCUGGAGUGUCUCGACUCUGCAGUUAUGGAUACGAAUGAGUGCCAACCACUUUAUCUCGAAAUACAAGAAUUUUAUGAAGGCCUCAAUAUGAAAGUAGAACAACAGGUUCCUCUGCUUCUGGUAGAAAGGCAGGCUUUAAAUGAAGCCAUGGAAGGAGAGAAAGCUGGCCACCACCAUCUUCCUGAAACAAGAGGUCUGUGCUUAUCGGAAGAACAGACUGUCAGUACGAUAUUGAGGAGACCGAGAAUGGCGGGGAACAAAAUCAUGGAGAUGAUAACAGAGCCAUAUAGGUUGACACGGCGAUGUGAAGUCACUGCAAUUCUAAUUCUCUAUGGUCUCCCAAGAUUGUUGACAGGUUCCAUUUUAGCUCAUGAGAUGAUGCAUGCAUGGUUGCGACUUAAAGGAUACCGCACACUUAGUCCAGAUAUAGAAGAAGGCAUAUGCCAAGUUCUUGCUCACAUGUGGAUCGAGUCGGAGAUCAUGGGGGGGUCAGGCAUCAACGCAACAUCGACGUCGUCGUCCUCUUCAUCAUCCACAUCAUCGAAAAAAGGCGGGCGGUCACAGUUCGAGCGGAAACUCGGUGAUUUCUUUAAGCACCAAAUCGAAUCGGAUACCUCCAUGGCCUACGGGGACGGCUUCAGGGCCGGUAACCGGGUUGUUCUCCAGUACGGCCUCAAGCGCACCCUCGAGCACAUCCGGCUGACCGGGACCUUGCCAUUUUGAAAACACGAUUCACCUUAUUCACAAAGUUAUAUGCCGAUUUUUCAUCGAGAGUCCAUUGACAGGAGAAAAGGAAUUUUGAGAAGCACAAAUUGUGCAAAUAUGAUCUUUUCGGUUGCACUUUCUUGGAUAGGCCGGCUAAGUAAUAUUUGCAGAUCGGAACAAGUUGGCUAGCCUGAUCAAUACUGUGCACGAAGAUCAAAUCUUGGAAUGGAAACAAUGGUAUUUGUUAUGUGAUAUUGAAAUUAAUAAAGAAAAUACACAAUAUAGUUAGCCUAUGCACAU
Molecule: messenger RNA, 2041 nt
Organism: Lolium rigidum
Lineage: Eukaryota; Viridiplantae; Streptophyta; Magnoliopsida; Poales; Poaceae
Product: protein DA1-related 1-like
Exons: 13
Coding region: 245-1759 (504 amino acids)
Molecular function (GO): ubiquitin binding
Source: RefSeq, a predicted model, not a curated record